Molecule: messenger RNA, 2280 nt
Organism: Lingula anatina
Lineage: Eukaryota; Metazoa; Brachiopoda; Lingulata; Lingulida; Lingulidae
Cellular component (GO): Cul2-RING ubiquitin ligase complex
Source: RefSeq, a predicted model, not a curated record
AUGACCUUGACAUUGAUUGAAGCUUGCAUGAUGGCGGCGCCUUCGAAGAGGCGCGAAGUGGAAUGCUGUGAAUCUUCAGAAGCAGUUCCACUGAGUUCGCCUAAAACCUUGUUGACUCUGACUACAAAAAUUGUUGCCAAAAAUUAUACUUGCAAGGAAUUGCUGGCUGAUGGACUGGUGUUAGAUGAGAUAUUGUUGAAAAAUAUUGCCAAAGAAGCAUUUCCAUGUGAUGAGAAGGUAUUUGAAUUGUAUGCAAAGCUGGCCACAGAUGAAAAUACAGUUGCUAAAGACAGAGGUAUUGGAGAAUUGGAGUUCCCUGAUUUAACAGACAAUACCUGGAGUGGUGCCCAAAGGAUAUUGAGUAAAAAGGAAACUUUUAUAAGAGAAGCAAUUCAAGUGGGGUUCUUGUAUACAGCUGUGGUCAUAUCUGUGGAUUCAUUGCAAGUGCCAGAGGUUUCCUUUCCAUUUUUGCCUGUCAGAACAGAAAGCUGUGUGAAAAGAAGCCGAGUGUCUAUCAACUUUGAAAAGCAGACGGUUGUUUCUGUAAAUUGUAGUGCUUGUCGCUUGGUAUGGUGUCGUCAUGUUAUAGCAGCCAUAUUGUUUCGCAUUCGCUUUCCUGAGAAGGUACAGUGUCAUGCACCUCUGACUGAGACCUUACUGAAUCUGAACAGACAACAGCUUCAGAAAGUGAUACAGUACACAGUACAGUCAGAUCCAGCGUCUACACUUUUUAAAGUGUUUCAGCAUAUGGAUGAAAUGUAUGAAUCCACAUCUGAGAUAAACCAAACAUGCGGGGCUCCUGACCCCACCUUUGUACCCCAAUUAGAGGGUGACAUAUUGACUCUGCAGACGCUAGAAAAACUGAAAAGAAAUGUUAUUUCCAAGCUGAAGGUGUCCGCUGGGCUUUGGAAAUACAGAUUGCUUCCUGAGAGCAUGGCUGCUAGAUACGAUCCAGAAUGCCUCCUGCUGAGUGACUUGAAGGAACAUAUUCACCAAGUAGAAGACCUAUUGAAAACUGGAGCAACAUUAUUAGCAACUAAACUGCUCAUUCUCCUCACAGAGGCGGUGUUUGAAGUGGCUGAAGACCCUUCAGUUACAGAGAACAAACUGCUAGUACAUUUAUGCUACAAGAUGGAAGAGCUGUUUUCUGUAGCAGUUAUGCUCCCAAACAAUGAGCAAAAGCAUGAUCUUCUAAUUGCUGCAAAAGAAUUUAGGAGGCGUGGGAAGAAUGUUCCAAUCUUAAAGAUAAGAAGAAUGGACUGGAAUCAGGUUCCUGGUUUGGACAUUCCUGUGGCAUUGGCACAAGAAGAGCCAUCAUUACUGUUUACUGAUGCUCUACAGGCUGCAACGCUGAACUGGGAUGUCAAAGGUCUCCAAGAUGUUUUGGAUGGAAAGGCUAGUUACAGAGACACGGUCUAUGAAGAGCCUAUCCCUGUUGUGAUGUUAAGGAUAAAGACUUUGUUUCUGAUUGGUUCUACUGACCAGGCUGAGAGGCUAUCUCAAAUGGGGAUACAAAUGCUUUUGGAGAUCUCAAACGAGGUACAUUAUUCCAUUAUCCCAACGGACUCUCAGCAAAAUUUCAUACAGCCCCAAAACACUGAUGUGAAACGAGUGACAAGAUCUAUGAUGAAGAAUGCUGCAUCAGGGAAAAGGACAAAAGCAAGAUUGACUGUCACCAAAAAUAAAAGAAAAUCUUACAAACAGGGGAGUAUGCUCUCAUCUUCUCUGGGUCCAAUGCAGAUUGUACCUUGCCUUCUUAAUCUCUGUGAGGGUAUUAAAGAACUUGCCCUUGAACAUGAGACAGAGCAGAGCAGUUGGUUUCUCAUUUGCCAUGCCUUUUUGAGAGUAUUAGAUCUUGCACGCUACAUGACCAGAAUAAUUAGCAGCUUUAGCUAUGGCAGAAGCAUACAUAUGCAGAAGUUGGAUAACUUCCUUCUCUGGAACUGCCCUGUGAUGGCAGAAAUUGCAGCAAAGGCCACUGACAGCAUUCUGUCUUGUGACAUGAGGUGCUGGACCCCUGUUUGUCCACUGUAUCUGGUACAGUUCCUGGUGGAAGUUGCAAAGGAAAAUCCUCAAAAUUAUCUCACAGACGUAGAAGAAAGGAGAUUGAAGGUGGUCCAACUAUGCCAACAGGUGUUGUGCUAUGACAACCUCCUAGAAAAGCAAGGGAGCAGGGAUGAAGAAAGCAUUUUGGACAUGAUUGCCCAUGCAUUUAGAGAUGGAUUGAGAGUACAUCAGAAAAGAGAGCAAGAGUGGCUUAAAGAAGUGAGUUUGUGGUAA